Molecule: messenger RNA, 1892 nt
Organism: Pelodiscus sinensis (Chinese soft-shelled turtle)
Lineage: Eukaryota; Metazoa; Chordata; Testudines; Trionychidae
Gene: CFAP107
Product: cilia and flagella associated protein 107
Biological process (GO): flagellated sperm motility
Cellular component (GO): axonemal microtubule
Source: RefSeq, a predicted model, not a curated record
GAGUUCCACACAUUAACUGCCUUGCUACACACACAAUCAGAGGGACUCAUAGAUCUCGUUCUGCCUGGUCAUCGCUGCAUGAACGCAGAAGUCUCAUUCACCUUCCAGAAGGGGAAGGGAAGGGCAGAGGAGUCACCAAUUCUACAGGAGUGGAGGGGAAGAGGUGCUGCUGAUGCUAAGAAGCAUGCUUACAUCUCCAAAGGAUGUACAGGAAUGGUAUCUUCCCAGCUGGAAAAUAAAACCGAAGUACUCUACAAAAGUGCUCGUUGGAAACUGGUUGGAAGAGAGGAAAAGGUUUAUAAAAGAUCUUGGGAAACCCAGCAACAGCGUCUAUGGGACUGACUUUAUUCACUUCCCUGACUGCAGAACAGAUCAAACAGUGAGGAGAUCCAUUAUGAAGAAACUUGAUGGCCUGCCAAAGCAGCACCUGUUAACGCAUCAUGAAGAACCGAGUAACCGAAAUUUAGUCAAUCAGUAUGACGAUCAUUACAACAGACAUGGCUAUAAUCCUGCAUUGCCUCCGGUCCGCAGAUGGAAUCGACAUAAGCUAGCCUGGCUGCCAGAGAAAUCAGAUUUCCCUAUUUUCGAACCACCCACCAACUAUGGCCUUUUUGAGCAACUAAUGAAAAAAUGGACCCAAAAAGAGGCUGGAGUGAUGAACAGUGUUUACACUGUUUCUUAUAAAAAGCCCCCAGUUUCUGCUUUUGCCGUACGUCGACGUCCGGUCACAAAUUACCACCUAUCCCCCUGCGAUGGGCAGCGUCUUCCCCACAACCUCAGUGCAAGUCUGGAAUGUGAUGGAGCACCAGCAUGCCAUCAAGCUCCCGAGCAGCCCAUCAGAGACACGGUGGCCCUGGGUGCCGCACUGUAGAGUGCUUAUUGCAACACUCUGACUUCUAUUCAAAUACAGCAUGUUGCCCAAACACCAAGACUAUUUUGGUCCAUGUGCUAUUGGCAGAAAUAGGAAUUAGGUUAUAUAAAUGGAGUGCUGCCUAUUGGUUGGAGAAAAGCACGGGACUGUAGGGCGAUUGGGUGACAUUCCCAGCUCUGACUUUGACCAAUGGCAACAUCUCAAGGUGGACUUUGUUUCCCACUUGAAUCUGACACCCGCGUGAUCUUCCUGUGCUGCUGUGAAUGGCUCAGAAUUCACCUUCUUGCAUCACCUGGGUCUACCCAAUUACAACAGUCACCGUCAUGCACUGUCUCUACUGAGCAAGUGACCUUAUCCAAGGGGUGACUGUGCCUCUCCCUGGUGGAAGAAACAGUAGGAUACAUAUUCCAUAUAUGAUGAGGCUACCUUAUAUAUUUGCACACAUUACAUAUGAAGACACUUCUAUUCGGGUGAAUAUACAACAUGAGUGCAAUAGACAAAAUAUAUGCUACUUCCAUGACAUCCACCUAUUUAACAUACUUUUGUUUUAUCUGUGGGGGUGGGCAAAACUUAGCUGGAGAAUGUUCAAUAAUUACUUUGAAAUCCUCAUCCCGAAAGGUACAUACAUGCAAAAAGAUCAAAACACAGGAAUCGACAGGCUAGUGAGAUGUUGGGGGGAUUUGAUUAUGCUCAAAUCGGUUUGCAAUUUCUAGUGAGUUUGACUCAUGCUUAGCAGGAAUUCUUCUCAGUUGUUAAUGGUGGAGUAAAAUGAUUUGGGCAGAUAACAUGUUGUCUUUCAGGAUACAUGGGAUUUGACUAACCUUUCGUCAGAUCUGUUUUGAUUACAUUUUGUACAGCCCUUUACACCAUGAAUUCAAAUUGAUCGAUUAAAGCCAGAUUGCCCCCUUGCAAACGCACAGCUACACAAUUACUUGUGUAAAUAAGUGCUUGCCAAUGUGAGUAAGGGUGAAAAUCUAAUUCUAAGUCAUGCCCAUCGCCCCAUUGUCAAGUAAGGUGCUAC